Messenger RNA from Pelagomonas calceolata, 1622 nucleotides. The record is from the annotation of a GenBank genome assembly. NCBI's taxonomy places the organism in Eukaryota, Pelagophyceae, Pelagomonadales, Pelagomonadaceae.
GGCACGGCCGGCCCGACUGACUGCACAUAAAUCGCAGGGCGCCCCCGGGCGCGCCGGGCGCGCAGGUCCGGAGCCGAGCCAGCCGGACCAUGCGACCGCUCCUCGCGGUCGCCCUCGCGGCGCGGGCCGCCGCCUUUCAUGGAGGCAGCCCGCCUCAGCGGAGGGAGGUCGCCGCGGCGGAGGCGCCCUGGUGGGACGACCAUGGCACGGACGAGCCCAAGACCCCCUGGUGGGAGCCGGCCGCGGAGAAGGCGCAUGCGACGCCCUGGGCCGACCACGAGUAUGACGACCACGAGAGCUAUGCGUCCGGGCCCUGGGCCGUCGUCGCCUUGGCUGCUCUGGGCGUGUUGGCGGCGGUCUACGUCGACGCCGAUCAACCUGAACCAGUUGUGAGGCGCCGCCGGCGACGAACGCGCCACGUGCGGCCGGCUCCCUCGAUGAGCGAACCUUCGUCCGCUCUCCGGGCCCUCUUCGCGCCCCAGCCCCAAAAGAUCUAUGGAAACGAUUCCGAGGCAGAGGACGCGUCACCACGAGCCUUGGUGACCGAGAUGAGGCCCUUCCACGUCUUUGGCGGAGCGCAUCUGAGGAUCGUGCGCUUCGACCCCGCAACUGCACAGAUGAAAGGACCUUCUUACAAGCCGCUCACGGACCGGUUCCGCUCCGUGAGUGAUUGUCUCCUGAUCGAUGAAAAUACGACUCUACCAGAGGGCACGCACGUCUUCGCGCACGCGCCGGGCUGCGGUGCUGACUUAAGGGUCGCGCCGCCGCUCGGGUCGGGUCUACCGUUCGGUCGGGGCGAGUGCUGGCACCACCUCGUGGCCUUACCGCUCCCUCGCACGCGGGACCAGGGCGGUGCCGUCCAAUUAGAUCGGAGGGCGUUGGCCGUCGGGGCCGCCGGUGGCCAGCUCGACAUCGACGCAAAUGGGAGGCUGAAGAGGUGGUGCUGCUACACGUACGCCUCUUACGUCGACGCCGAGGCCGUGGCGAAGGUCGCGAGGCACGUACCGUUGCCUUUCGAACGGUUAUGGCUCGUCGCCGUCCAGUCGUCGGAGGGCGAGUGGCCGUUGUGGAUGCCUUCGGUGGAGCGGCGCCCUUCCUUAGAAAAGGGUGGAAGAUUGGAGAAAUGUGGUUCGAGAGCGUUCACCAUAAAAGCGACGGCGCACGACGACCGGCGAGCUUAUGAAAAGGCGAAGCGCAUCGCCCUGAAAGCGCGGGAGGCGCGUCGCGAGGCGCGGAUCGCGCUCGCCGACCACGGCCCGGAGCAUCCCAUUACCAGAGAGGCGCUGCACCUGCGAGAGGCGGCGAAGCGCGAACUGGUCGAGACGGGUUCAUUGCAAACGUACGCGCGGGCCGCGCACGAGCGGCGCGCGCGGCGCGCGCUAGGCCUGAUCGACGAGCGGUGGCCCCGUCUCCUAUGCCGGCUGCGGCUCCUGGAGCUUGCUCAAAAAUGUCCAACGAGCCCAUUGGGCCGCGUGCCGCCGGAGAUCGUCGGCCACGUCGCGUCGUUCCUAAAGCUGCGGCCGCGGGACCUGGCCGUCGCGCGGCGGCGCUGCGACCCGGGCCCGCUCUGAAAUUCAUCCCCUAUUCCCUGUCCAUAGUCUUUGCUAACGUUCCUUGUGCAU